CGUUCCCAACGGCCAAUCCCACUGUCCCCACUUGUAUUCUUACAUCAUCUUACACGACUCGCUCAGUUACAUGGCCAUCACUUUUGACUACGUCACGAUGAUAACAUUGCGUUGCUUACAUUCACUUACAUUCUUGUAGGUUUAGCAAGUUGUGACUUUAUAGCCAAGUGUUUGAUAAUUUGCGUCAGUCGACGUCCGAUUAUGCUCUGGUGUAGACGCGGCAGUGGAGGCGCAUCAGCAGUAUGUAUGUAUUUCUUUCGACACUGUUAGUGCUCGUACAUCUCUUUUAUAAGUUGUACGAUACGAUCCGCAACGCAUGCGACGCGGUGCAUCGGAGAUGCACGAAGCUCUGGUGCGCGAGCACGACGGCGGAGCUCGACACGUUGUUCCGCACGUUUACCAGCACGGACAAGAUACCCAGGCACCUGGUGAUCGUAUUUGGACAUCUCGGACUAUGCGGCGAGUCUAUUCUGGACUGUGUGCGUUUAAUUGGAUGGUGCAUUACACUUGAUAUACCUCAAAUCAGCUUCUUUGAUUGUAACGGUUUCUUGAAGAAGAAUGAAUUUAUUCUUAAAGAAGAAUUCGCGAGAAAGCGACCUGAUCUAAUAGAGUGUAUUACUUGGAAUCCACAUGCACGUCAAAAUGGAGUAAUUGAAAGCAAGUCAAAAAUGAAUGUAUCAUUACUAUCGAAUAUAGAUAGUAGAGGAAAAAUAGCAACAUUGGCGCAAUCAUUAGCAAAAAUUAUGUCUUCGAAGAAUCUUGAUCGAGAAAAAAUCACGAUUGAACUAAUCACCGAAGAAUUACGUAUAAAAGGGCCUGAUCCCGAUCUUGCUUUAAUAUACGAUCACUCUUGUUCCACGCAUGGUGUACUACCAUGGCACACAAGAACGACCGAAUUUUUAAUGUUGCCGCUGUACGUUAGUAUCCCAGUGAGAAAGUUCACGUGUCUGUUGGAGAAGUAUAACAAAUGUGUACAACGGCAUGGUAAAUGACAUGUAAUUAUUCUUAUUUAUACAAGAGAUAUCGCGUUGCAAUAAGAAGAAAUAAAUUAUCGUAAAAACUGAA
Messenger RNA from Trachymyrmex cornetzi, 1065 nucleotides. It is a transcript of the gene Tango14, whose product is annotated as transport and golgi organization 14. Bases 243 to 992 code for a protein of 249 amino acids. The record is from RefSeq and is a predicted model, not a curated record. Gene Ontology annotation, molecular function: ditrans,polycis-polyprenyl diphosphate synthase [(2E,6E)-farnesyl diphosphate specific] activity. Lineage: Eukaryota; Metazoa; Arthropoda; Insecta; Hymenoptera; Formicidae. Gene Ontology annotation, cellular component: dehydrodolichyl diphosphate synthase complex; endoplasmic reticulum membrane. The transcript has 4 exons.